AUGAAGUCUGUUCUCGCUGCCACCGCACUCGCGUCCCUUGCCGCGGCCUCUCCCGUCUCGAAGAGAGGCACAUUCUGCGGGCAAUGGGACCUUGAGACCGCGGGUCCCUACACCGUGUACAACAACCUGUGGGGCAUGGACAGUGCCGACUCAGGCGAGCAAUGCACAACAAACAACGGCCUCUCUGAUGACGGCAGCCUGAGCUGGUCUGUCGAGUGGUCGUGGGCGGGUGGACCCAGUUCCGUCAAGUCCUAUCCCAAUGUUGUCGUUGACGCUGAGCCCAAAUCGCUGGGUGAAAUCAACAGUAUCCAGGCCGAGUGGGACUGGAGCUACACGAGCCCCGAGACGUUCACUGCCAAUGUGGCCUACGACAUCUUCACGGGCGAGACGGCCGACUCAGCGCCCGCCUACGAGUUUAUGAUCUGGCUCGGUGCCUUUGGCGGAGCCGGACCCAUCUCCUCGACCGGCAGCCCCAUUGCCACGGUCGACAUCCUCGGCCGCUCGUGGAAUCUCUUCUACGGCGCCCACUCGCAGAUGGAGGUGUUCAGCUUCGUGGCCGCCAGCGGCAACGUCGAGAACUUUAGCGGUGACCUGAUGGAGUUUGCCAACUACCUCGUGGCCGAGCAGGGUGUCAGCACCAGCCAAGUCGUGCAGAACGUCGGGGCCGGCACGGAGCCGUUUAUCGGGCAGGAUGUCGUGUUCACCACCAACAGCUACGCCGCGACCGUUGCAUAA
This is a messenger RNA of Emericellopsis atlantica, 735 nucleotides long. Its product is annotated as family 12 glycoside hydrolase. The transcript is spliced from 2 exons. Gene Ontology annotation, molecular function: cellulase activity. Gene Ontology annotation, biological process: polysaccharide catabolic process. The coding region runs from base 1 to 735 and encodes 244 amino acids. Lineage: Eukaryota; Fungi; Ascomycota; Sordariomycetes; Hypocreales; Bionectriaceae. The record is from RefSeq and is a predicted model, not a curated record.